Molecule: messenger RNA, 1924 nt
Organism: Leptidea sinapis
Lineage: Eukaryota; Metazoa; Arthropoda; Insecta; Lepidoptera; Pieridae
Gene: FMO2
Product: senecionine N-oxygenase-like
Exons: 9
Coding region: 233-1615 (460 amino acids)
Molecular function (GO): flavin adenine dinucleotide binding; NADP binding; N,N-dimethylaniline monooxygenase activity
Source: RefSeq, a predicted model, not a curated record
GACAUUUCUUUGUUUACAUAUUUGAUUUAAAUUUAUUUCCACAAUGAUACAAUAAGUCGUGUAAAUUUAGUGUUAAAAUAUGCCUUAAAAGCAAAAUUGAGUGUUCCAAAUCAGGAUAGUGAAUGAUCAUCUCAAAAAGCUGGUGUGUGAUUCCAGGGCAAAGUAUAUUUGUAUAGACAAUAGUUGGUCAUCAUUUGAAAUACAAAACUCAUUGUGUUUGCAACAUCUCAUUAUGAUUUUAAGAAGAAGUUACUCAAACAGCCUAUGCCGGAUAAAUAAUUCAUCACUUCAGAAUCCUCGAGUAUGUAUAGUAGGGGCUGGGCUCGGUGGAAUCACAACAGCAAAAAGUUUAAAAGAAAAGGGAAUCAGUUUUACAAUAUUAGAGUCAAGUGCAUUCUUCGGCGGUAUCUGGCGGUACGAACCUAAAGUUGGCAAUGAUGAAUAUGGUGUGCCGAUACAUUCCAGUAUGUAUAAACAUUUGAGAACAAAUUUACCAAAGCCGACGAUGCAAUUAAAUGGUUUUCCUGUCCCAGAAGACAUGCGAUCAUACCCCACGUGGGAUGUGUACUACAAUUAUGUUAAAGAAUAUGUUCAACAUUUUGAUAUAGAAAAAUAUAUUCGGUACAGCCAUUACGUCCACGCCAUAACACGUGCGAAUGACUCGUGGAAAGUUAAACACAAACACUUGCCCACCGGGAACGAAUACGAACAUGAAUUUGAAUACGUUAUUUUAGCAACGGGACACUUCAGCAAACCACAAUAUCCGAAUAUUCCUGGAGAACAUUUAUUUAAAGGUAAAAUAAUCCACAGUCAUAAUUACAGAGAACCGGAGCCCUACACCGAUCGCAGGGUUCUAACAGUUGGCUCGGGCCCUUCAGGGAUGGACAUUUCUAUAGACCUUGCCUAUUUUGCAAAGACCGUCUUCCAUAGCCAUCACUCGGAUUUAAAGCACAGAACACCAUUCCCUAAGAACUAUAUUCAGAAACCAGACAUCAAGGAGUUUGACGAGAAAGGUGUAACAUUUGUUGAUGGCAGCUAUGAACAGAUUGACCACGUUGUUUAUUGUACUGGAUAUGAAUUCGACUUCUCCUACUUGGAUGAAACUUCCGGUCUCGAAAUAAGACCUAAAACCGUAAUGCCUCUGUAUAAGCUGAUAGUUAACAUUAAUGAGCCAACAUUACUGAUCGUGGGUCUCAUAGAAAAAGCUUGUAUUGCUGUCGGUAUUGACGCUCAGGCGAGGUACUCGGCAGCUUUGGUGGCAGGAGACUUCGAACUACCCUCCAAGGAGGAAAUGUUAAAGGAGUGGCAACAACGAUACGAUUACUUCAAAGAAAACGGAUUUUCAUUCUCACGGUUUCACUUUUUGGCUGAAAAGGAGGAUGACUAUUAUAAAGAAUUAUCACAAGAAUCGGGAAUAGACCGCGUGCCGUCGGUUGUGACUAAGAUCAGACUGAUUGACACUCACGCCAAGCUGGAGAACCUCUAUACUUAUAGAAGUUACGAAUAUAAAGUCAUAGAUGAUAAUACGUUUCUAAGAAUAUUUGAAAACGACGUGAAGUAUGUUGAACAAGAGAACCCCUUUCACAACAAAUACACAAAUGAUACCAGUAAUUGAGAUUACAGUAGUAUCAAGGUGCUAGGUUAUGAAUAUUACUUUAAGAUAUAUAAAUAAGCAAAAAACAUUUAAAGAGAAUAGACCGACAAUACACACACUAUUACUAUGAAGUCUGCGUCAAGCUAUAUUGUUUGGGGUAUGGGCGUGGCCUCCAUGAUGCGAUCAUAAUUGACCAAUCACAUCGCUUUGAUGGAACUGUACAUUGUAUGAUAAUUGUGUUGUGAUGAUGCCCGGAAGCAGCAACUCGCUUGAUUUGGUAGCAUUAAACGCUACCAUACUUAGAAUAACAAUAAAAUACGUUUUAAUGUA